AUUCCUACAACACCGCACUUGACUUAACUAUUUGCAGUGACUCCGAGCUCCGAGGCAGUCUUCACAGAGCCCGCGUGCAACAUUGUCGGUGCUUGACUUUAUUUUUCUAUCAUACAAAAAGCGUGUAUUUUCCGUGUUUCUUUUUUUCCACUCUGUGCUCAUUUUCUUCAACAUCUCUUCAUCUCGUCUCCCAACGAAUUUUAUUUUAAAAAUUACCUUUUUACCCGACUGUCCAUAGAGUGCGCUUAGUUCUUGAUUUUUUUGGUCGGUCGCCGGCAAAACGUCACGAUAAUAAAAUGUUUGUUGUGUGAUUUGUGUUUAUUCAAUAUUUCUAAUAAAGAUGCUAAAGCUAGAGAAAUAAAUAAAUAAUCUCAGUGAAAGACUAAAAAAAAAGUUUUAGUUUUAUAUAAUAUCAACGUUAGAUAUGGAUCAUCAACUCGAGAAAACCGAGGAUGUUCCAAUUGCACAGAGGCAAGAAAAAUGGUACAACAAAAUCACAGUGGAACCCACCAUGUUCCUCUACAUGAUGGCAUUUAUGGUGACUUCUGUAAUCGAACAAGCCUUCUAUCUCCACAAAGCAUGCAUUGUCGAUCAUAACUAUCCAGCUGAAGUUUGUGAUGAUUUAGAAAUUCACCAGGAUAUAAAGAAAGAGGUGCAAAUCACUGUUUCAAAUUUUCAUCAAUGGAACAACGUAUUGGGUCAUAUUUUUCCCAUAAUCCUGGCCCUCUUCCUUGGUUCGUGGUCUGAUCGACGAGGGAGGAAGCUACCACUGAUAUUGGGACUCAUUGGAAAAUUCUACUGGUCCAUCAUGAUCAUUGUUAACUCAUACAAAGAUUGGCCUCUAAGAACUGUGAUAUACUCCGCUACAAUUCCUAGCGCUCUCACCGGUGCCGAUGUGGCAAUAUUUGCAUCUGCCUUUGCCUAUAUCUCCGAUGUAUCCACCGUUUCUUCCCGGACAAUUCGGGUGACAAUUCUCGAUGUUUGCUAUUUGAGCACGAUGCCAACUGGAGUGGCACUCGGGUCUUAUUUGUUCAGCAACGUCGUCAAUCGCAAUUACUCCGUCAUGUUCAUGAUAAACGCUUCAUGUCUUCUGGCGGCGAUAAUUUACUCAUUAAUUCACUUGAAAUGGCAAACAACUUCCAACCAACGAUCUCUUCGUGAGGUGGGCUGCUCUGGUGUUCUCUGUGACUUCUUCGAUCGCCAUCAUGUUGUGGAGUCCCUCAAGACACUCUGCAGGAAGCGCGAAAUGAAGCGACACGUCUACCUUUGGAUCUUCAUGGUGGCCAUGGCCCUUUACACCUUCCAACGAGAUGAGAAACCCAUGAUGUACCUCUACACACAGCUCAAGUUCGACUGGAAUACAGUGACUUACAGCAAUUUUAAGACCUUUCAAUCGUCUGCCUACGUGAUUAUGAUGCUGGCUGGCAUUCCACUUAUGAGCAAGGUCUUUGGAUGGCCAGAUACAGUAAUCGUUAUGGUGGGAGCAUGUGCUCACGCAUCAGCACGCUUUUUCUUUGCCUUUGCUGAAGUUCCGUGGGUAUUGUACAUUGGUGGUGCUGUUUCGAGUUUGGGUCCAGUAGUGGCUCCUGUAUUGCGCUCAAUGACUUCAAAAGUAGUACCGCUGGCGGAAAGGGGAAAAGUUUUUGCACUUCUCUCUGUUUUCGACAACGCCGUGCCGCUAUUUAGCGGUGUUCUCUACACACAAGUCUACAAUGCCACAAUCAACACUCAUCCGGCGGGAAUCUUCUGGCUCACCAUGUCCACUCAACUCUGUGUUCUCCUCUUUGCACUCUACAUCCACAUAACACUCAAAGGACGUAAUCUAGCUGUGGCAGAAGUGGAGAAGAAAACAACCCUCAUUUAUGGUGACAAAGCCAAUUCAGAGGAGGAAGAUCAAGGUCAGCAAAAAUAAUAUCUCGCAGACCAAAAUUUGUAGUUUCCAUUAGAUUUUAAUUCAUAUUACGAAUAAAAGACGAAAAAAAAAACAUUUUAAACCUCCUACCUAAAGAAAUGUAAGAAAAAAGAUUCAAAUAGUAAUUCCUCAGGAUGUAGUCAAGUAAUUAAAGCUAUAAUUAGGUUACAUUUUUUGCAUGAAUUGUUAAAAAUUUUAUAAUCUCUAUAAAGAUUUUUUUGUAAUGAUAAGUCCAAAAAAGAUUUAAAAUGUCGCAAAUAAAGUAGAUUCCUUUAUGUA
This is a messenger RNA of Lutzomyia longipalpis, 2191 nucleotides long. Its product is annotated as solute carrier family 46 member 3. Gene Ontology annotation, biological process: transmembrane transport. Gene Ontology annotation, cellular component: membrane. Bases 425 to 1912 code for a protein of 495 amino acids. Lineage: Eukaryota; Metazoa; Arthropoda; Insecta; Diptera; Psychodidae. The record is from RefSeq and is a predicted model, not a curated record. The transcript is spliced from 6 exons. Gene Ontology annotation, molecular function: transmembrane transporter activity.